This is a messenger RNA of Zootoca vivipara (common lizard), 2613 nucleotides long. The record is from RefSeq and is a predicted model, not a curated record. Lineage: Eukaryota; Metazoa; Chordata; Lepidosauria; Squamata; Lacertidae.
AUGACAGUUGCAGUGCUCUUGCUGCUGGUACUUCUUCCUCAUGUGGUAUGUGACAUUCACAGUGUUCAAUGCAGGGACCAUCAUCCCCACCUGCCACCUCAAAAGUAUCAUAAGUCCGGAAGCCUUAUCCUUGGUGGCAUUGCUUCUCAGGCUCGCUUGGUUUCCAACUCAUUCAUCUUCAACAAAGAACCCCCUCCAGCUUCGACAGAAGAGCUUGUCAUUGUGCCUAAGAACUACCAACACAUUCUGGCCUUGGAGUAUGCGGUGAAGGAAAUCAAUGAAAACUCAGAGCUCUUACCCAAUGUCACCUUGGGUUUCCACAUCUAUGACAGCUAUUUAAGUGCAAAGUGGACCUAUCAUGCUACUUUGGUAAUUACAUCAAAUCCAGACAGGUUUGUUCCCAAUUACAGGUGUGGUGUCCAGAAUAGCCUGACAGCAGUCAUUGGAGGACUGGACUCCGAAAUCUCCCUUUACAUUGCAACCAUCUUGGAUAUCUAUAAGAUUCCACAGCUCAUAUAUGGUUCUGCUCCAGUGAUGAAUGAUAAGACCCCAGGACUUUCCUUCUACCAGAUGGCACCUCAGGAAGGCCAACAGUACAUGGGGAUUCUCUCUUUGCUGCUGCAUUUUAGAUGGACGUGGAUUGGGCUAGUUGUUAUGGAUAAUGACAAUGGUGACACAUUUGUGCAAAUUGUAGUUCCCCUGUUUUCCAAGAAUGGUGUGUGUUUUGCCUUCCUAGAAAGAAUCCCUGGUUAUGGUUUUGUCUCUGAAACUAAUGGCAUCAUAAAUCAGGGGGCAAAAAUACAUGAUAAAGUGAUGAGUAGCAAAGCCAACGUUGUGGUGGCCUAUGGAGAAUCUUAUUCCAUGACAAUGUUCAGAUGGCUUCCAUUUAUAUCAGGAUUCGAACACAUGAGAAAUAAACCAAAAGGUACAGUGUGGAUAACGACAGCACAAGUGGAAUUCACUUCACUGGCCUAUCAAAGGAACUGGGAGACAGAUUUAUUCCAUGGCACUCUGUCCUUCAAAAUUCACGCCAGUAAUAUACCUAGUUUCCCCCAAUUUGUUGCAAGCAGAAUCCCAUUCAGCAGAACAGAAGAUGGUUUUAUUACAGCAUUCUGGAAACAGGCAUUUGGAUGUGAGUUUCCAAAUACUGUUGUGGACAAUAUAAAUGGAGAUAUUUGUACAGGGCAGGAGAAGAUGGAGAGCCUUCCUGGAACUUAUUUUGAAUUAUCCAUGACUGGUCACAGCUACAGCAUCUACAAUGCUGUCUAUGCUGUGGCCCAUGCGUUACAUGACAUGUCCUCAUCUGUACCCAAACGGAGAGGAAUGGUGGAUGAAAGAGGACCAAAGUUUCAAAUUCAACAGCUCUGGCAGCUCCAUCACAUUCUCAGAGCUGUUUCAUUUAACAACAGUGUGGGGGACAAAGUAUUCUUUAAUAAGAAUGGAGAGGUAGUAGCUGGAUUGGAUAUUGUCAACUGGAUUCUGCCCUCAAAUCAGUCCUUUCAUCUUGUGAAAGUUGGGAGCAUUGCAGACCAAGCAUUCACUAUCAGAGAUGAUGCCAUAACAUGGCACAACUGGUUUAACCAGACUCAGCCUCUUUCCAUAUGUACCGAGAGUUGCCACCCUGGGUCCAGCAAGAAGGUGAAAGAGGGGGAGCCAUUCUGCUGCUAUGAUUGCAUCCCAUGUCCAGAAGGGAAGAUUUCAGAGCAGAAGGAUAUGAACGACUGCCAGAAAUGCACAGAUGGGAAAUAUCCAAACAAAAACCAGGAUUUCUGUAUUCCCAAGACUGUAACCUUCUUGUCUUUUGAAGAACCAUUAGGGAUCAAUUUAGCUUGUUUUUCUCUGUCCUUUGCUUUGAUUACAGUUCUGAUCCUAGGAAUGUUUAUAAAGCACCACAACACUCCCAUUGUCAAAGCCAACAACCGCAACCUCACCUACACCCUCCUCAUCUCCCUCUUGCUCUGCUUCCUUUGUGCUUUACAGUUCAUUGGCCGACCUGAGAAGGUGACGUGUCUCCUGCGACAAACAGUUUUUGGAAGUGUCUUCUCUGUGGCCGUUUCUUGUGUCUUGGCAAAAACCAUCACUGUGGUUCUUGCAUUCAUGGCCACCAAACCUGGAUCCAGGAUGAGGAGAUGGGUGGGGAAGGGAUUGGCCAACACCAUUGUUCUUUCCUGCUCUGUUACUCAAGUAGGCAUUUGUACUAUUUGGCUGGCAACCUCUCCCCCAUUCCCAGAUGUGGACAUGCACUCUGUAACAGAUGAGAUUAUAUUGGAAUGUAAUGAGGGGUCUGUGACUCUGUUUUACUCUGUUAUUGGCUAUAUGGGCUUCUUGGCCAUUAUCAGUUUCAUUGUGGCUUUCCUUGCCAGGAAGUUACCUGACAGUUUCAACGAAGCCAAGUUUAUCACUUUUAGCAUGUUAGUGUUUUGUAGUGUUUGGUUGUCCUUUGCUCCAACCUACCUGAGCACCAAGGGGAAAUACAUGGUUGCUGUGGAGAUCUUCUCCAUUUUAGCCUCCAGUGCUGGCUUGUUGGGUUGUAUCUUUUCCCCCAAAUUCUACAUUAUCAUUUUGAGACCUGAGCUGAACAACAAGGAACAGCUAAUAAGAAGAAAAGAAUGA